AUGCACGUGUUUCUUUUGGGUCCUCCAGGUAGUGGUAAGACGUCAAUAGGAACAGUGCUUAAGGAGCGUUACGGUGUCUGUCACGUAACACCCAAUGAGGCGGUAUCACAUGCCGUAGAGAAUAACCGUACAGUCAUUAGUGAAAAGCUUCGUCAUCUUCUUAAUGAAGGCAAACCUAUCCCUGAUUGGUUGCUAACACGAGUAGUUGCCGAUGCCAUACGGGGACCAGAUUGUAUCAAUGGAUUCCUCCUUGAUGAUUUCCCCAAAACGGCUGCACAGGCACGCUUACUUAAUGAUGAAGGUGUAAAACCUGAUGCCAUUGUUUUGCUCAAUAUCGCUGACCGUGUUCUCAUCGAUCGUUACUCAGGAAGAUGGGUACAUUCAGCUUCUGGACGUAUAUACCAUACCUUGUAUAAUCCUCCAAAGGUAAAAGGACGUGACGAUGUUACCGGACAACCGCUGGUGCAAAGAGCAGAAGACACAGAGGAUGCUGUUCGGCAACGGCUUGCAAAGUUUCAGGAAAAUUUAAGUGAAAUUAAACUUGUAUAUGAGAAGGAAGAGUUAUGGCAUACUGUGAAUGGAUAUGCAACAUUAGAUACUAUUGAUCGGUCUAUUUGCCGUGUUCUAGAUCCAAUUAUUGCGGCUAAACACCGUCGAUGGUGGUCUAAACUGUUUUCAUGGAGGAAAUAA
Messenger RNA from Trypanosoma theileri, 690 nucleotides. RefSeq names its product putative adenylate kinase. Gene Ontology annotation, biological process: nucleobase-containing compound metabolic process. Gene Ontology annotation, cellular component: mitochondrion; cytoplasm. Lineage: Eukaryota; Euglenozoa; Kinetoplastea; Trypanosomatida; Trypanosomatidae. The transcript has a single exon. The record is from RefSeq and is a predicted model, not a curated record. The coding region runs from base 1 to 690 and encodes 229 amino acids. Gene Ontology annotation, molecular function: AMP kinase activity; ATP binding.